AUGCUCUCUCUAGCCCGAAAGCAGUACGGGGCGUCUCUCUAUAAGUACACAAGAUGCUGUAACUAUCUAUCUUCCCGGCCAGCCACCACCAUGCGCUACCUCAUGCCCCUCCUCCUUCUCCUCAUCACCCUAACCUUCACCGCCUCUCUCCCGCACACCAAGCGCCAAUCCUGCUCGUCACCCAUCCAACGCCGCGCCUGGCACACCCUCAGCACACGCGAGCGCCUAAGCUACCUCGACGCCGAACGCUGCCUCAUGUCGCGACCCGCACAGACUGGCGCCGAGGGCGCAGUAAGCAGAUACGACGACCUCCUCGGCGCCCACCAGCACCAGGCGGGGUGGAUCCACAACACGGCAUGGUUCCUGCCGUGGCACCGCCUGUACAUGCGCGCGCAUGAGCGCCUGCUGCGGGAGGAGUGUGGCUACGACGGGGCGCAACCGUAUUGGGACGAACCGCGGGACGCAGGGCGGUUCUCGGGCGCGGACAUUUUUGACGCGCGGGAAGGCUUCGGCGGCGGCGGGGAGGGCGAGGAGCAGUGUAUCCGCGAUGGCCCGUUUACGGACUACAGGCUGCACCAGGGCCCCGGCUACGCGUACGAGGAGCACUGCAUCAGCCGCGCGAUCGACGACAAUGUCAGCAGCUAUAUCGGGCAGGACGCGAUCGACGAGUGUCUGUCGCAGCCGGACUUCCAGCGUGCGUGGCCGUGCAUAGAGACGAAUCCGCAUACGGCGGGGCAUCGUGGAGUGGGUGGUGUGAUGGAUAAUGCGGUGUCGAGCCCGGGGGAUCCAUUGUUUUAUUUGCACCACACGUUCCUGGACCGGGUGUGGUGGCAGUGGCAGGAGAGGGAUUUACAGCGUAGGUUGGGGAGGUGA
This is a messenger RNA of Morchella importuna, 873 nucleotides long. RefSeq lists its product as uncharacterized. The coding region runs from base 1 to 873 and encodes 290 amino acids. The record is from RefSeq and is a predicted model, not a curated record. Lineage: Eukaryota; Fungi; Ascomycota; Pezizomycetes; Pezizales; Morchellaceae. The transcript is spliced from 6 exons. Gene Ontology annotation, molecular function: oxidoreductase activity.